AUGACGCCGUUGACUGUCAAGGCCGUCCUGACUGCUACUGGCCACACCAGGCGUCUCACGUUCCCGGACACAGACUCAUUCACAUAUGACUUGCUCAGUGAGAGGCUGGCCCAAUCGUUCGGACUGCCUGGCCACGUACACUCGCCCACUCGAGAUCCGUACGAUGGCCCAGACGAGCCAUCGAGCCGUCAAGGCAGCUACUCAACCAAUAGCUGCGCCGGCUCCCUCAGGAUAUCCUUUCAGGACGAUGACGGCGAUCAGCUUGCCGUUGAAAACGAUGAUGACCUACUGGAAGCUAUCAACUUCUUUGCAGGCGACGAUGUCGACGCCGCGCCAAGUAUAGUCACCCAGAGCGACUCGAUCUACGCUCGAGCUAUGACGUACAAAGAUCCAAAGCAGAAGCUCUUGCUCAGACUCUCCAUCGCCUGGAUACAAGAAGCUGACGAUGCGCCUAGCUUGAGUGAGAGUGAGGAUGGCGAAUCCCUCAGUCAGUCUCCCAUUUCCGUCAGCACACCGGCCACGCGAGGCUCCGUCAAACUCUGGGAGCUGAAGCCACCUGCUCCUUUACAUGUCACCAACGGCCUUUCUCCCGUGUCGGCCAGGCUCAAUGAGGCAGUACCGCCAAUGCCCGCAACACCCAAUACUAUCGACAAGCUGCCCUUUGAUCCGCGCAGAGACGGUAGUUGGUCUGGCCGUGAAGCGUUCCAUCGCUCUUGGCAUGCGAAUAAUGUCUCGCAACAGCCACCGUCGGUCGUGUCUGCUCCGGACAGUCAGCUUGACGAUGCCACCAGCUUAGCGGGCACAAGCGUUUCCCGGAGCAUUUCUGUCGCUACCGCUCAAUCCUCGACAGACCCGACUCGUCAUCUUCAGCGGAACGAGCGACGAUCGAGUUUAAGGCGAGUGCCAGGACACCUCCUGAAAUGUGCAGAGUGCAAAACGCAGAUGCACGAAAUCCGCUACGUCUGUCAGAUCUGCGGGCCACUGCGACCUCACGCGGCGCAAGAUCCCGAUCUCUGGUCGCCCUCUACAGCUCGAGACAUUGACGAAGACAUCAAAGAGACCCCUGAGCUAUCCGAACCAGACGACAACGACGAUGCGCGGAGCGUACACACUUUAUCCGGCAAUGAGCAAGCCUCCACCUCUUCAGAGACCAGGGAUGACGAGGAGGAAACUUGCGGUUAUGAGCUUUGUCCACAUUGCGUCGAGUACGCGGGGCCCGAGCAUUCUAGGCGCGACCAUCGCACGGUAGCCUUUCCAGCUGCCUUUUGCGAAGUCGCUUGCUCACCAGAUGGCUACUGGAGCGAGACGGAAGAAUUGUCAGAAGCGCUGGCAUGCACACUCUGCGGAGCAUCCAAUCUCGUCCGUUGGCGCUGUCUCAGCUGUGCAAAGCUCGCUCUCUGUUACGAUUGCUUUGCGAAAGCGCCCAACUUUCAUCCGCAGCACUGCUUCGAAGUUCUCCCUGCUUAUCUGUUCUCGCCUCCUGCAACCCGUGCGCCUUCACUCGUACAGAAGCGUCUCGCGAACUACCGCGCACGCUCAACAACUGGACAGUCUGGCUUUUCGAACAGCUCGAAUCUGACGACCAUCCAUUCUGAUGCCAUCUGCCACCGCUGUCUCGAUCAGAUCGUCGGUCCGCGCUAUCAUUGCGCGGUCUGUCGCGAUGUCGAUCUGUGCAGCCAAUGCGAGAUCCACGAGGCUCAGUCAGAUCACUCUGACAUCGGGCCCCAUCAUCAUGCAGACCAUGUCAUGCUCAAGAUCAAUGUUCCCAUCACAGACGACCAAUUGCUCAGCCUGAUCACUUCUCGUGUCAGAGACCUCUGGCAUCCUAUCAGGCCCCCGCGAAGGGGCAGUGGCGAUAGCGGCUCGGACGACGGAUCUGAUCAUCCUCACCGUGGCGGUGUGGGAUGGCGGAAACGUGGCGGCUGGCGCGGUCACCACCACUCUCAUCACCAUGGCCAUCAUCAUGGGCCGCCGCCUCCUUGGGCACGCAAUGACUGGAGGGAUCAUCCUGGUCCUCCCGGACCGCCCUACGGACCGCCGGACCAUCGGCCGAGCUUCCCACCGCCGCAGCCUGUCUAUCUCGUCAACCCGACCAGUCCCACAGCGCCCAUGAACCUGGCCCAAUUGCCUCUGUCUGCCUUCUCUCAGAAACAUGGGGCGAUCUGUCAAGCAUGCCAGGAACACAUCGUAGGCGUCCGCUAUCGAUGUGCAAUGUGCGAAUCGACGAGACAAGCACGCUCCUUUGACCUCUGCUCGCGCUGCGAGCCCAUCACACAUCAUCCUCGCACACAUGUCUUCUUGAUGAUCCGCACUCCUCGACACGCAUUCGCACAGCUUCUCUUGCCAGAUUCGUUGUACGAUAGCAACACUAUCGACGAAAGUCGUGCCACCCUACAUACCAAAGUCAGAUGCGACGGCUGCCAGUCGUCGCCCAUCGUCGGCGAAUGGUAUCGCUGCCUCAAUUGUCGCGAGGGCUACGAUCUUUGCCGCACCUGCAUCACCAACAACGCACAUCCGGCUGAACAUUGCUUUCUCAAGCUGUCCAGGAGGGUAGAUAUGGACGCAUUCAAGGUCAUGCUAGCGUCGAUCUGA
Molecule: messenger RNA, 2592 nt
Organism: Mixia osmundae IAM 14324
Lineage: Eukaryota; Fungi; Basidiomycota; Mixiomycetes; Mixiales; Mixiaceae
Exons: 4
Coding region: 1-2592 (863 amino acids)
Biological process (GO): mitophagy; aggrephagy; endosome organization
Cellular component (GO): aggresome; amphisome
Molecular function (GO): zinc ion binding; K63-linked polyubiquitin modification-dependent protein binding; protein kinase C binding
Source: RefSeq, a predicted model, not a curated record